CUUGGCUGCAUUGGCCCAGUAUUUACCUGACUCCUAUAGGAAAAAGAGGCGCUUGGCCCGAUCUCUUUUGUGCCCUAGCAGCUCGCCUCUCGUCUCCCUCGUUUCCUUUCCCCGGAACUCCCCAAUUCGGGCGCUCGAUUCCUGGCUUCGCCUCGAGCCGAUCUCACCUGUUGUUGAGGCAUGACGGCUUGCAAGCAGACCGCAUCCACGGGCACCGAUGUAACCAUGGACGAGGCCGACAGCAAAUCGUCAGCAAAGAGAGAUGGACCGGAGGAGCGGAAGCCCUGGACCAAGUGCAGGAAGGGGAAGAAGGUCAAGGGCAAGUUGGCGGUGAAGAGCAAUGGAGCGGAGAAGCCCAAGACCCACGACCUUUCCGAUGUUGCACGCGGGUUGGCGGCGAUGAGCACUGCAGAGGAUGAAAAGCUCGGCCUGGUCACCUACCAGAACCACUUCUGGAUGAAGUACUUCAAAGACAUCUGUGACAGGCCAUCCGUAGAUGCUAUUAGAAAAAAAGCCGCUGAAAUUUGGAAAUCCUUUAACGCUUCGGCUAAGGCCCCUCAUGUAGCCAAGGGCCGUGUGACCAAAAUAGCCCUGGCUCGGAUUGAUGAGUUCUAUAAGACACUGGAGUUGGCGGAGAAUAAGAUGAUGAAUCUGAACAUGUGACCGCACAAGAUUUCUAAGAUGUGUUUGAAUAGGUGGGCAUGCUAUUGGAAUUGGUCUUGGUGGCCUUGUAGAUGGCAAGGAAGAAGGAACUAAACUUAGUACUCCUUCCGUUCCAAAAUAAGUGUUGUGGUUUUGAACUGAAACCACAGCAAUUAUUUUGGAACAAACCACGACAGUUAUUUUGGAACGGAGGGAGUACCGAUUAAUUUUGACGUGUUUCUGUUCUGUUGAACAAAACAACGCUCUUUUACUAUUGCAUAUAUCUUGUGUCGAUAAUAUCAUCCUUCGAACUCCACCACACAUCACUGAUAAAGGAGUUUCAUCUGCUUUUGACAUUUAUUUGUUGUUAACUGCCAUGUUAUUAGACUACAUAUGAGAAAGGCAAACUCUUUAAAAAUGUAACUGAUUGUUUGCACUGGAGUAUGGAACAUGAUGCCAGACUCAAUGCAACUUUGUUUGCUUGCA
Molecule: messenger RNA, 1128 nt
Organism: Hordeum vulgare subsp. vulgare (domesticated barley)
Lineage: Eukaryota; Viridiplantae; Streptophyta; Magnoliopsida; Poales; Poaceae
Product: HMG1/2-like protein
Exons: 8
Coding region: 181-663 (160 amino acids)
Source: RefSeq, a predicted model, not a curated record